Gongylonema pulchrum is the source of this 738-nucleotide messenger RNA. Lineage: Eukaryota; Metazoa; Nematoda; Chromadorea; Rhabditida; Gongylonematidae. The record is from the annotation of a GenBank genome assembly.
AUGGCACGAUUUGCGCGUGGUAAUAUUCGUUUCAAUUUUGCGGAUAUGCAGGACAAAUACAAGAAGUUUUGUCAGCGAACAUUUGAUUUGCAGAAUCAGACACUUUCCAACCCAGAUAUUUUGAGCACCGAUGAAGGAAGCAGUGGAGAAGAUUCAGACAAUGAGGAACUGGCGACAAGACUUGAAAGCAUCUUAGAUGCCAACAGAGGAAAAUCGUUCAUUUUUGAUAAGAAGAAAUUAGAGUUUGAACAAGAGGAACGGGAAAGAAAGGCGUUGCAGAAAAUGCUUUACAGUGAUACCCCUAUUGGCACUCCAGCAGCCGAAAGCGAAAAGGAAAAGGAAACGAAAGGUGCAUUACUAAAUUUAAUGCUUCUGCAAUUCGAGAUGAAAAGAGAAUACACUCAUCGGAGUGCCGAACAUGAAAUACAUUUUUCUUCGACGAGUUCAGACUCUUGUUUUAUCUUUUUUUUUUUUUUUCUGGUAACUUUGUUAAUGCUACUACUGUGUACACUAAUAUAUAUAUGCAUACAUAUACAUAUAUAUAAAAUAUGUAUAUAUGCAUUUAUACGUACACAUAUCUAUAUGUAUGUAUAUACACAUAUAUACGUAUAUAUAUAUACAUGUGUAUACAUAUGUGCACACGUGUACGUGCAUAUAUAUAUAUGUAUAUAUAUAAACAUAUAUCUAAAUAUAAAUCUUAGCGGAAAAGCAGCUGAAAGAAAUUGGAACUUUUCCUGA